Messenger RNA from Arabidopsis lyrata subsp. lyrata, 1761 nucleotides. RefSeq names its product tubulin beta-2 chain. Gene Ontology annotation, biological process: microtubule cytoskeleton organization; mitotic cell cycle. Bases 212 to 1564 code for a protein of 450 amino acids. The transcript is spliced from 3 exons. Lineage: Eukaryota; Viridiplantae; Streptophyta; Magnoliopsida; Brassicales; Brassicaceae. The record is from RefSeq and is a predicted model, not a curated record. Gene Ontology annotation, molecular function: GTPase activity; GTP binding; structural constituent of cytoskeleton. Gene Ontology annotation, cellular component: cytoplasm; microtubule.
UAAAUUUUGAAUUUGGGAAAAAAACAAAAUCGGCGCCUCUUAGAGAUAAUUGGGGUAAAAAACAAAAAAACAAACAGAGAGAGCAAUAAUAAAAACUCACUCACUCACACUUUUUUCAUUUCUCAAAAAAACCCUAAAGCUCUCUCUUCUCUCCCGAUUUCGAUUUCCGAGCCUCGAGAAAACCCUAAAUCGUUCACUCAUUCAACCAAAGAUGCGUGAGAUUCUUCACAUCCAGGGUGGUCAAUGCGGUAACCAGAUCGGUGCCAAGUUCUGGGAAGUGGUUUGCGCCGAGCACGGCAUCGAUCCAACCGGAAGGUACACCGGAGACUCAGAUCUGCAACUUGAGCGCAUCAACGUUUACUACAAUGAAGCCAGUUGCGGUAGAUUCGUUCCUCGUGCUGUGCUCAUGGAUUUGGAGCCUGGGACUAUGGAUAGUCUCAGAUCUGGACCGUACGGUCAGACCUUUCGACCUGAUAACUUCGUCUUUGGUCAAUCCGGUGCUGGUAACAACUGGGCCAAGGGUCACUACACCGAGGGAGCUGAGCUAAUCGAUUCCGUUCUCGAUGUUGUUCGUAAGGAGGCUGAGAACUGUGACUGUCUCCAAGGGUUCCAGGUUUGCCAUUCGUUGGGUGGAGGAACUGGAUCUGGAAUGGGAACACUUUUGAUUUCUAAGAUCCGUGAAGAGUACCCAGAUCGAAUGAUGCUCACAUUCUCAGUGUUCCCUUCACCAAAGGUUUCUGAUACUGUGGUUGAGCCUUACAACGCUACUUUGUCUGUUCAUCAGCUUGUUGAGAAUGCUGAUGAGUGCAUGGUUCUUGAUAACGAGGCCUUGUACGAUAUUUGCUUCAGGACUCUCAAACUCACUACCCCCAGCUUUGGUGAUUUGAACCACUUGAUUUCUGCCACUAUGUCUGGUGUGACUUGCUGUCUGAGGUUCCCUGGUCAGCUCAACUCUGAUCUCCGUAAGCUUGCUGUGAAUCUCAUCCCUUUCCCUCGUCUUCACUUCUUCAUGGUGGGUUUUGCUCCUCUCACCUCAAGAGGUUCUCAGCAGUACCGUUCCCUCACAGUCCCUGAACUCACCCAGCAAAUGUGGGACUCCAAGAACAUGAUGUGUGCUGCAGACCCAAGACACGGACGUUACCUCACAGCCUCUGCCAUGUUCCGUGGCAAGAUGAGCACAAAGGAGGUAGACGAACAGAUGCUGAAUGUGCAGAACAAGAACUCGUCCUACUUUGUCGAGUGGAUCCCCAACAAUGUGAAAUCAACAGUCUGUGACAUCCCACCUACUGGUCUGAAGAUGGCUUCCACUUUCAUUGGUAACUCAACAUCGAUCCAAGAGAUGUUCAGGCGUGUGAGUGAGCAGUUCACAGCUAUGUUCAGGAGGAAGGCUUUCUUGCAUUGGUACACAGGUGAGGGAAUGGACGAGAUGGAGUUCACAGAGGCAGAGAGCAACAUGAACGAUCUUGUUUCAGAGUACCAGCAAUACCAGGAUGCAACGGCAGAUGAAGAAGGUGACUACGAGGAUGAGGAAGAAGCUGAAUACCAACAGGAGGAAGAGUACUGAGAGUAAUUUAGUUAUAAACUGCUUUAAAAAAAAACAAUUUAGUCGUUUGCUACUGUUUUCUUUUUAAAAAAAAAAGGAAAACCUCAACUACCAGUUGCAGGUUUUUUCUCUGCUUGUAUUUGACAUAUCUGGUGAUGUUUAUGUACUUUUGUUCUUAAUCUCGUUAUGGUCUUUAGUUUGAAUCUACUUUUAAGCUA